Salpingoeca rosetta is the source of this 1450-nucleotide messenger RNA. RefSeq lists its product as uncharacterized. The record is from RefSeq and is a predicted model, not a curated record. Gene Ontology annotation, molecular function: oligosaccharide binding. The transcript is spliced from 2 exons. Bases 188 to 1027 code for a protein of 279 amino acids. Lineage: Eukaryota; Choanoflagellata; Craspedida; Salpingoecidae.
CACACACACACACACACACACACACAAGAGUCAUGAUGGUGAUUUGACUGAAUUCAGCGCGCGAGGAGGUUCAGCUCAUCCACGUUGCGCACAACCUGCCGUAUGGCAACUGAGCACGAGGCCGUUUGAGUGCAAUGACGCCAACAAGGGGCGCAUUCUGUUUGACGACGAGCACACACGCGUGGUGAUGUGCGACGGCUCGGAGUUUGUGUCCAUCACCACGCGUGGGUGCGAGGCGCAGGACCGCGGCCACAGCCAGGACUGCGCGGCGCCGUCGUGUGCGAGCAUCAAGAAGGUUUCACCGGAUGCGUCGUCCGGUAUGUACUACGUCGGGACAGUGGAGCCCGUGCCGCUGGUCUACUGCGACAUGCGCAACAAGAUCAGCCGCGGUGGAAACGGCACGCGCAGCAACCCUGGGUCAGACUGCUUCACCCUCAAGUCGCUGUUCAACAUGCCCACGGGCACAUACUGGCUGGACACGCCAACGGGCCUGGUGCAGGCAUACUGCGACAUGGACACAGACGGCGGUGGCUGGCAGCUGGUGUGGCUGCACGAGUACCUGCACACGCUCAGCCCUGGUGGUGACAUGGCAUUCUACAGCCAGGCAUCGCAGCCGUGCACGGGCCUGGACCUGUCGUGGUGCAACACGCCGUCCAAGACGCAGCAGCGCGCGGUGGAGCAGAUGACGGCUGCCUACCACAACGGCGCACUUCAGUACGCGUACAAGGCGCACUUCAACGGCCUGCUCGACACGGACUAUCUUGGCGGCAUCCUGCACUCGCCCAGCACGAAACUUGUGGACAGGUGCACCUCCGGGAAUGGCAUUCCACCCGAGCCCGUCUCUCCAGAUCAGACCGAUUACGCAAUUGGUGGCAUCACCUUUGACAAGGCAAACGCCCAGAAGUACAAUGGCAACUGCGACACGGACCGGUACCGCCAGAGCAGCGGCCAGGACUGCCGCUGGGAAAACUGCGCCCCGCCAACCGGAAACCACAACCAGAUGACGCUUGCCAUCUUCAUCCGUUGAUCCUCUUUGUUCUUCCCCCCCCCCCCUCUGCCUUUCUCCUUGCUUGUCUUUUGUUGGGGUUCCUUCCUCACUGCUUGUGGCCUCGUUCCCCCUCCCCUUCCCCUCUCCUUCUCCUUUCCCCCCUUUCACCCCUCUUCCUCCUUUUUCAACUUUUCUGCCCUCGUGCUUUGAAACACGCACGGCCGCGUGUCGUUUGCUGUUGCCUGCAGCUACGUUUGUUUCUCACGCAUGGUUUUCCUAUGCUGACAACCUGUUGUUUUUGCUUGCUUGUUGCUUGCUUGCCACUUUCCGUGAUUGACCAUGCGUGUUGUUUUGUUGUUGUUUUGACUGCACGCUGUGCCCCCAUCACCUGUUUCCGUUAUCCAUCCCCGAUGGCCUUGCUUCUUCGUUUGCGUGCCGUGCAUGGCUGACUCCCCCCCCCCC